AUGUCCCCAACACCCAUCGAAAUCCCGCGGACAAGAGCAGCCACGAACCACGCCGGCCCGUCCCGCUUCCUCGACCUCCCCGCCGAAAUCCGCGCCAUGAUAAUGGCCAACAUCUUCGAAUCCGCCGAGCCCAUCAGGCUGGAGAUGAAGUAUACGUUGCCCGACAUCCCUGACAUCUUUGACGACGACCUGUCGGAGGACGAGGAGGACGACAGCAGACCCCCUCAGACGUUCAUGGUACCAGUCCAGACUGAGAAGUACCGCGAUAUCUGCAAGGGCAUAACCCUCUUCCUGACCUGCCGCCAGUUAUAUCACGAAGCCGCCACGAUCUUGUAUAGCAACAACACUUUUGUGUUCGUUAGGUCAACCGAGCUGAGCUUUAAAGCUGGUCACUACCUUUGCUACAAGGAGUGGUGCUUGGGACUAGGCUCUCAGAUGAAGUGGCUAAGGAAAGUCCACAUCGAUGUAUACGACAGUGUUUGGAUGGCGAUCUGGAGAAAUGAUGGGGCCAGGGGGAUUCACUCUGGCGAUUUGACAGCACUGGCGGAACUCAUCUGUGACCCCUCGAUGGCCAAGUGCGUGUUCGAGGUGGUAAAGCCACGCGAGAUGGAGGAAGGUGCCGCCGCAGAGGCAUUCACUUUUGACCCGGAGCUCAUGAACAAAGUGUUCAAGGGUCUCUGCGCUGAUAGGACGAACCUCAAGAGGUCAACGGGAGCUAUUAUCAAGCUCGACUUCUUCCCCUUUGCGAGGCAUCCGUCUUACCAAGCAGGAGACGACAUCGGGCUUCUCGAGAUUGAGUGCGGCUCUCCCCACAACCAGUCCUCGCAUCGUAGGGAGUGA
Molecule: messenger RNA, 840 nt
Organism: Pyrenophora tritici-repentis Pt-1C-BFP
Lineage: Eukaryota; Fungi; Ascomycota; Dothideomycetes; Pleosporales; Pleosporaceae
Source: RefSeq, a predicted model, not a curated record